This is a messenger RNA of Lepisosteus oculatus (spotted gar), 1176 nucleotides long. Lineage: Eukaryota; Metazoa; Chordata; Actinopteri; Semionotiformes; Lepisosteidae. The record is from RefSeq and is a predicted model, not a curated record.
GGAGGAGAGGGGGUGGAGAGCAGCAGGGGGGCAGGAGGAGGGAAGGAGGUUGAUAAUCCCGAUGCACAGUUAACACGGGCUGCCCAGAGGGCGUGGGCCCCUCUGCCUGCCCUCUCUUCCCGGCGAGAGGGAACUUGUUGGGGCGCUGAGAGAAGGAAGGAGCGAGAGAGAGAGAGAGAGACGGGGGUGUGGAGAGGGAGUGGUGCCACAGCUGUGGCAGCGAGAGGCAGAAACAGAGGGAGAGGGAGAGAGAGAGGGAGUUCAGUACAGGACCCACCAGGACGGCGGCGCAGCCCCCCGACCAGAGAACAGAGAGAGAGGAGGACGAGUUCGCCGGUGUUUCAAGCCCCCUAGGCAGCCAGCAGGCAGAAGAGAAGAGUCUUGAGCAGCCUGGCACAGGUGUCCAUGAUGUCCGACUCCAGCAAGCCAGUGAUGGUUAGCUCCACCCUCACUUUUAAUGUCUCCGCCCCCUCCUUCUACAAUGCACCAAAGAAGUUUGCUUCUGUGGCUCCGCCCCGCCCCAAACUCUCUUCCACCCAGUCACAGCCUUUGGCCAGUCAUACAUCGGUGGCCAGCACUGCUGUGAUUGGCCGGGUGGGAGAGCUGCCCCCGCCUCCUCCCGCAGUGACAGAAGAAUUCCCUCCCCCUCCUCCACCAUUGGAUGACUCUGACCUGCCAGCCCCACCCCCAGAAUAUCAGACCACGCCCCCCGCGUCCGAGGCCCCGCCCCCUGCUUUUCCAGAACCCCCGCCACCGCCCCCUCCUGAGGACAUCCCGUCACCCACCGGGGCAGAAAGCAGCCUCCCUCCUCCCCCACCUCCUCCUCCUCCGCUCCCUCCAGCCUGCAAUGCUCCGGUGAGUGCACCAGUCUGUCCGUUUUCCAGCUGCCUCCUCCAGUUCGGGGUCUUGGAGGGAGCUGGAGCCUGUACCAGCAAGCAAUGGGAGCAAGGCAGGGUACACCCUGGGUGGGAUGUCAGUCCAUCACGGGCCACACAGACACAAAUUCACACACAGUUUUCCCUCAAGGCUGUUGACCUGCCAGUAUAUUUCUGGACAAUCUCAGAGCCAAGACGGGUUUAAAGCAAGGCUAUGGACGACUGACCCAGUGGUCACACUGUGAUUGAGCAAUUCGAAAAGAUCCAGUGGACAAUCACCCUUCUAAGAACUUUAUAUCAC